Molecule: messenger RNA, 3138 nt
Organism: Symbiodinium natans
Lineage: Eukaryota; Dinophyceae; Suessiales; Symbiodiniaceae
Source: the annotation of a GenBank genome assembly
AUGGCGCCUUGCCAGCGAUGCGGUGUGGGAAACAGGAGCGGUCGGGGACAGGGGUGGUGCAGCGAUCCACGCUGCCGCCAAGCCGAGAAAGAAGAGCGUCAGGCAGAAGAAAGCGCUAAGCGAAAAGCUCGGCAACAGGAACGGGCGGCAAAGGGAGGUGGCAGCCGCGGGCCUUUGCCCCCUCAAGGGGUCAGCCGACAAGCGCAGAGGCUUCAGCUGCAAGCCGAACGUGCUGAGCAUGGGUUUGCAAGCCGGGGGCCAAAACCAGAGGAGGACAACCGCGAAGCACAGAGGCUUCAGCUGCAAGCCGAACGUGCUGAGCACGGGUUUGCAAGCCGGGGGCCAAAACCAGAGGAGGACAACCGCAAAGCACAGAGGCUUCAGCUGCAAGCCGAACGUGCUGAGCACGGGUUUGCAAGCCGGGGGCCAAAACCAGAGGAGGACAACCGCGAAGCACAGAGGCUUCAGCUGCAAGCCGAACGUGCUGAGCACGGGUUUGCAAGCCGGGGGCCAAAACCAGAGGAGGACAACCGCGAAGCACAGAGGCUUCAGCUGCAAGCCGAACGUGCUGAGCACGGGUUUGCAAGCCGGGGGCCAAAGCCACAGGAGGACAACCGCGAAGCACAGAGGCUUCAGCUGCAAGCCGAACGUGCUGAGUACGGGUUUGCAAGCCGCGGGCCCUUGCCCCCUCAAGGGGUCAGCCGACAAGCGCAGAGGCGUGAGCUGCAAGCCGAACGUGCUGAGCACGGGUUUGCAAGCCGGGGGCCAAAACCAGAGGAGGACAACCGCGAAGCACAGAGGCUUCAGCUGCAAGCCGAACGUGCUGAGCACGGGUUUGCAAGCCGGGGGCCAAAGCCACAGGAGGACAACCGCCAAGCACAGAGGCUUCAGCUGCCGAAGCCCGUUGCAACUGAGAUCCAGAAGCAGGGGUACCCGUUUCCUGAUGAAGAUGAGCUGACGCCUGAACAAGUGGAUGCUCACUACCUUGCAUUCGUGCGUAGUUGGGGCAGAUUCGGGCUGUCGCGUGUUUGCGAGAAGUGUCGGACCCUUACCCCUGCGAAGCACGUUUGCCCGGCCAAAGGAGCCAAGCAGAUGCUUUGCAAAAGGUGCCGCGAAGAUUCUACGAAGAUCAUCCUACCAGAUGUGCCAACUGCGCCAGGGGCACUCCAGAUACUGAGGCCCAUCGAGCAGCACCUGAUCGCCAUGGCUCGGAUCUCGCAAGUCCUCAUCGACAAACUCCCGUCAGGUGGCCCCAGCGCGCAGUGGGGCCGCAUGUACGCCGUACUCAUGGAGGACCCUUUCAUCUGUGACGUAUUGGAGGGAGCCAUGCUGGAGGAAGAUGGCACAGUCUUGGUCCAAGGAGUUCAAGGCUUGACUGCUUCUCCAGCCCGUCUGGAUUGCUUGCACGACGCUUUGAAGGAACUGAAGGCCCAACACCGCUUGUACAAAGCCAAUCCAGCCGUGGACAGAGCCAUAGCCAAAAUGGCCACCAUCCUGGAUGUCCAAUUGGCGCAGCCUGAUGCGGUCGACGAGCGUUUGAGCCAACAAACAGCUUCCCAAGGGCGCCAAACGGGGGAGUCCGGUGGCUCACACUCCUCGGCCUUGGGAAGCCAAAAUCACGGUAUCCUGCAAGAGAAGGAAGAAGAUCUCGAGAUGACGUACCUUUUGCCCAAAGAGUUGAAGAUCCCUGGAGCCGAGACAAGGCAGUUACAAAAGGCCCGAGGUUGCGCGGCGCUCAACGACGACAUGGAUGUCAAGCUCUUCCCGCACUUGUUUCCCACGGGAACGGGCGGAUGGCAAAGCAUGUACCCAAGCUUCUCACAGUAUGCACGCAAGCGCUUGCUGAGCCAGGAUCCACGCUUCGAGGCAUCCCCAGCCUACACCAUGUGGCUCCUGGAGACGCAAACCAAGAAGCGCCUUUCAGGCAACAUCAAUGUGCGGAUCAGCGGCCAGCAGGCUCCAAGCAGAAAGACGAUGUACGAACGUGGCAACAACCAGGUCUACACAGCCCUCAGGGACAUCCCCGGCACUCAGCCCUACAUCUACGCAAAGAAGGGGGUCGCGCUCAGCAUGUACGAGCAGCUCGGAACACCCAACUUCUUCAUGACCCUCACUUGCCAUGCUCGGCAGCCCGACAUCCUUGUUGCGGCCAUCACAGCGCGGCUACUGCGGCUGCGUCCUGAAACGCAUCCGGAAGAGCUGGAGCGUCAAGCCGCUGAACUCCUGCGCUGCUACCAGUCUGACGAGCAGUUCAAGUGGGACGAUCUGUCGCCAAACCAGCUGUGCAACCAGCAGCCGGCGAUCGUGGCACGACAGUUCAUGCACCAGCUCAACCAACUCAUGGCAUGGCUGGAGGCCGAGCAUGACACAGAGUCCCAUCUGGAGCAGGAAGCAGACGAGCAGGACGAGCCGGAGAGCGGCCACCGCAAAGAGCCUGAAGACUUUGCGCAAGCGCCAACGAGAGAUUCAGCAGGCCGACACCGCGGCGUUCGCAAGGAGCGCCCACCAUUCAAGAUCCGAGACUACAUCAUCCGCAUCGAGUGGCAGAAGAGGGGCUACCCUCACGCUCACAUUCUGCUUUGGGCGGUGGAAUGGCCACGACGAACAAGCGCAGUCAGCUCCAGAGACGCUGAGAAGACAGCGGAAGCAGAAGCGACAGUUCCGGAUUGGUCGGACGAAGAGGCCAUGGAGUCUUUCACGCCCACUUGCGCAGAAGACUGGAGUGACAAGUACAUCUGCACGAAGUCACCAGAAAGCUGGCGCAAAUCCACGAAAGUCUCACCCCGCAACAAGGAGCUAAAUGCCCAGCUGGCGGAGCUAGUGCGGCACAAGCACAGUGAAUAUUGCGGCAUCAAGACGUAUGGCUCUUGCAGGUUUGGCUUUCCACACAAUGAAAUCGAAGAGCGAACUCGACGCCGCACCUCCCAGGAGAAGUAUGCCAACAGCCGCUGGAAAAGCAGCCUCGUGGUCAGGCGGGCCCAGGGGGACAACAUGUUCGGGCAAUACAACAUCAAGAUCCUGCGACGGUGGCGUGCCAGCAUGGACCUCCAAGUCAUCUGCGAACUGACCAGCGCCAGUCGUUACAUCCUGGGCUACUCCUUUAAAUCGGAACAAGACCUCGCGGCCCAGCGGCGCAUG